AUGACUAUUGCCAAAUUCACAAACUGCACGCUGUGCGAUAAGGGAGUCCUCAGACACAAUGCAGAGCUAUAUGUUGACUUGGUAGCGGGAACGAUAGCAAACGCCCCGGUUUUUUUUGAAGGCGAGGUGGUGGAUCUCCAGGGAAUGAUACUUGCUCCUGGGUUCCUUGAUAUCCAGAUCAACGGGUGCUAUGGCUUUGAUUUCUCACACUUUGUGGACGAGGAGUCCUAUCUCCAGGGAUACCGUGAAUGCCUCAGCAAGCUGCUCCACACGGGGGUUACGUCUGUUUGUCCGACAUUGGUUACAAAUUACCCCGAGAUGUACGCUCGUGUUUUACCACUGGUUACCGGAUCCAGAAAUAGCGAUACGUGCGAUUCACUGGGAGCGCACUGUGAGGGCCCAUUCAUCUCAAUGAACAAGAAAGGCUGCCAUCCACCCGAAUGUCUUCGCGAUGCUCCUAACGGCUUUGCAAGCAUGCAGGAAGUGUAUGGAAGCGAGAAUUUUUACGAACAUGUGGCAAUAGUGACAGCUGCGCCUGAAAUAGAAGGUGUCUUGGGUGCCGUCACAGAGCUCACGUCCAAGGGAGUGGUGUACUCUAUUGGCCAUACCGAGGCCGAUUACGCCACUAGCACCGAGGCCAUGAAACUGGGAGCCUCCAUGAUAACUCACAUAUACAAUGCGAUGCCACAGCCGCACCACCGUGAACCCGGCGUCGUUGGUCUCGUGUCAGACCGUCCCGUGACGCCGUACUUUGGACUUGUCGCUGACGGUAUCCACGUGCACCACGCUGCUGCUGCAUUGGCAUACCAUGCUGCUCCAGAACGCUGUUGUCUUGUGACAGAUGCCAUGACGUGGUUGGGCUGCAAGGACGGAACCUAUGCAUGGGACGAUCGUUUCGUGGAGAAGAAAGGACCUCUGCUUCACCUCAAGGGUUCUGAUACUAUUGCUGGAAGUGCUACAGAGCUUCCACAGUGCAUCCAGAAUCUGAUGAAAUGGUGUCAGAUUUCGCUUGCAGAGGCUAUCGGAACUGUCACAAAUAACCCAGCACUGUCGCUAGGCAUCAAGCAUAAAGGCUAUCUUGACGUCGGCUGCGACGCGGACCUCACUGUGUUGGAUCUGAGCGGAAACGUCAAGCAGGUCUACAAACUGGGCAAGAAGGUGUUCGAUGACAAUCUUAAACAGCAUUUAUAA
Molecule: messenger RNA, 1191 nt
Organism: Kuraishia capsulata CBS 1993
Lineage: Eukaryota; Fungi; Ascomycota; Pichiomycetes; Pichiales; Pichiaceae
Exons: 1
Coding region: 1-1191 (396 amino acids)
Biological process (GO): N-acetylglucosamine catabolic process
Molecular function (GO): N-acetylglucosamine-6-phosphate deacetylase activity
Source: RefSeq, a predicted model, not a curated record